This is a messenger RNA of Hirsutella rhossiliensis, 756 nucleotides long. RefSeq lists its product as uncharacterized. The coding region runs from base 1 to 756 and encodes 251 amino acids. Lineage: Eukaryota; Fungi; Ascomycota; Sordariomycetes; Hypocreales; Ophiocordycipitaceae. The transcript is spliced from 2 exons. The record is from RefSeq and is a predicted model, not a curated record.
AUGUUCUGGCAGUCGCCGGGCGACGAUGGGGCGGGGCGGGACGCGGAGAGGGUCGAUGCCGUUGACAUCGACGACAAGGACUGGUGCUCCGGCCACGGGGGGCAGCCGGCGGAAGCGAGCGCCUGGUUGACAUGCCAUCAAGUCUUUUACAUGCUUGUCCUCGGCGGGCUCGGCGGCAUGGCAAUCUCGGGCAGCAUUAACUUUGCCCUUGCCUAUGCCAUGUACACGACACAGGACACAACCAAAGCCCCUAUCCGACUCUUCCAGUUCCCAAACACACUGGCCGGCGACGCCGCAGUCACCAUCAUUGUCCAGUGCAUCAUCACCUGGUUCAUCGAAGCCGCCCUCGUCGCCCACGACCUGGCCCACCGCGCCGUCCAGCCCAUCGGCUGGGCCGGCCGCGAGCCCAAGCACCACCUGCUGCGUGCCUUGUUCCUCCUCCCGCCCGACCACAAGGCGGCGCCUGUGGCCAGGGUGCGCCUGUUUAGGCUCGGCCCGCUCAUCCAGCAUCUCUUGCGCGCCUUGCUUGUUGCCGUCGUCGCUUUCGUGCCCCUCUGGCCCGCCGCCGUCGGCCUGCUAACUGUGGUCGGAGAACGCGACAGUGGCGACUGGUGGUAUCAAGGUCGGUGGACGCCACAGGUCUUCAAGCUGAUUCUUGGAGGGGCGCUCAGCCUGCUCACGACGCCGCUCAUGGCCAUGUUCUGGCUCGUCCGUGCCGGGUGGGUGGCCAGUCAUCAUGCCUCCUCGGACCUUUGA